Molecule: messenger RNA, 1711 nt
Organism: Exophiala dermatitidis NIH/UT8656
Lineage: Eukaryota; Fungi; Ascomycota; Eurotiomycetes; Chaetothyriales; Herpotrichiellaceae
Product: Ras-like protein Rab-11B
Exons: 4
Coding region: 393-1025 (210 amino acids)
Biological process (GO): exocytosis
Cellular component (GO): recycling endosome
Molecular function (GO): GTP binding; GTPase activity
Source: RefSeq, a predicted model, not a curated record
AGGUACUAUGGCACGGCAAAGUACUAGUAGUAGGAGGAGGAGGAUGUAAGUACUGUGUAGUGGACAAAGAGCCAAUCAGAGAGAGGCACGCCAGAUAGUGCCAAGCCUCGCGAUUUGCGGCUCGUGCACUGCCAGUCGCAGCCUGCAACUUGAAUGAGGUGGUGAGGGCCACUGCAGUGAGAGCGCGUUCAAUCCGUCCUGGUACUACUACUUCUACUGUUACUUCAAGUUGACAGACAGUCCGGUGUUGACCUGUUGCAUCUUGUCAUUCAAGUUGUCCAGAACCUCAAUAUCCUACACCAAACCCAAUUGCCCCGCCAAUUCUACGCUCCCCGUGGCCGACUCUCACCCUUCCACCCUGAACUCGGCGCUCGAUCCCACCAGCCUGCAGCAUGGCCAACGACGAAUACGACUUCCUCUUCAAGGUCGUACUCAUUGGCGACUCCGGCGUCGGUAAAUCGAACCUCCUGAGCCGAUUCACUCGAAACGAGUUCAACCUCGACUCCAAGUCCACGAUCGGUGUGGAAUUCGCGACAAGGUCCAUUCAGGUUGACACCAAGACAAUCAAAGCACAGAUCUGGGAUACUGCAGGGCAAGAAAGAUACCGUGCCAUCACUUCUGCUUACUACCGGGGUGCGGUCGGCGCUCUCUUGGUCUACGACAUCAGCAAACGACAGACAUAUGACAAUGUUACGAGAUGGUUGAAGGAGCUCCGAGACCAUGCCGACGCCAACAUAGUCAUCAUGCUCGUGGGAAACAAGAGUGAUUUGCGACACCUCCGCGCCGUUCCCACUGAAGAGGCCAAGCAGUUUGCAAGUGAGAACAACCUGUCGUUCAUCGAGACUUCAGCGCUCGAUGCUAGCAACGUCGAAUUGGCGUUCCAAAACAUCUUGACAGAAAUCUACCGGAUUGUGUCGAGCAAGGCACUCGACAGCGGCGACGCGGCCCAGGCGCCCACGGGUGGCGUGAAGAUUGACAUGGCCCCUUCAGGCACUCCAGAUGCGAAAGGCAACAAGUGCUGCUAAAUACAGACGAGACUGGGCACGAUUUCCGGAGCAAGGCGUUUGCAGAUUUGCUUGAGCUGGGUUACGAUGCUGCUACCGGUGUGGCUAAGAGCUGCACGAUUUGUUGGAGGAUGCUACAGUCCCUUAAUGGAGCUGAUGGUUUCAGUCGAAUCAAAGUCGUUCAUAAAGCACAGUCCCACAUCGUCCGGUAAAACCCAGGUGCACCCACUCCGGGCGUGUGCUACGCUCGAGCGCGGCGGUCUUGUCUCUGUUUGGUCGGGAGGAUCAUGCUCCUACCAGAUCGGAUGAAGCCAUAUGGCUCAACUCGAGUGCACAGAAGCUGUAAUGUAUACCGGAGUGGCAGACCUGGUGGCAGCCUUGGGCGAGCCCGUCCAGACCCAUGACGCGUAUAGGCAUAAACGUGCGAUUCUUCUGACCGGAAUACUCUACCAUAUUACUGCGUGCUUGCGGCAAUCAAGUUGGGCAACGCAUCUAAGCAAACCGCCCUCAUAUUGUUCAAACUCAAUGUGGCGCGAUGAAGGAGAGAGUCGCACGAAAUACUACUAGUAUCGUCCCGGACAAUUGAAGCGUAGGUUCUACAGUGGCUAGCAUUCUUCUUUAAGCACCCGCUCGGGCAGAGGGCCGUACAGAGCACUCCUACAAUGAGGAUUCCACACAUAUCUGUAUGUUCAACCAUAUAUUUUUUG